Molecule: messenger RNA, 1801 nt
Organism: Pecten maximus
Lineage: Eukaryota; Metazoa; Mollusca; Bivalvia; Pectinida; Pectinidae
Product: deoxyhypusine synthase-like
Exons: 10
Coding region: 345-1466 (373 amino acids)
Biological process (GO): peptidyl-hypusine biosynthetic process
Cellular component (GO): cytoplasm
Molecular function (GO): deoxyhypusine synthase activity
Source: RefSeq, a predicted model, not a curated record
UGUUGACGGAUAUUGCAUGCUGACAACAUAUUCCUCCAAAAAGAUUGCGUGUAGUUUGCGACACAGUACAAAUAUACACGUACACCGACUGACGGAGUCAGAAUUGGCUGGCUCAUUAGUAGCUGUAACAAAGAAAGGACUGUCACAAUCAGAUUAUCGAUAAUAAUGAGAACAUGAGUCCCUAGUAUUUAUAAGCAACAAGUUCUCCACCUUCACCUCAGAAUUACUAGCAGUAGAAAGUAACAGCAACAUCUCUACAUUGGAACGAUCCACCCAGGUAGUCUACAGCCAGAGACAGAUUGGUUGAGCUCACUUCUUCAGACAGCGCAAAGUGAUUGGUGAAAAUGUCUGCAUUUGGUUCAGAUCAAGUUCCUGGGCCACCUUCCAUGGCAACUGAUGCUGUGUUGGUUAAGUGUACACAAGAGAUUCCAGACUCUGUCCCCAAAGUCAAAGGUUAUGAUUUCAACAAAGGCAUUAACUACCAUGAGCUCCUAAAGUCCUAUGCCUGCUCAGGAUUUCAGGCCACCAACUUUGGAUUGGCUGUUCAGGAAAUCAAUAAAAUGAUCGAUAAGAAGAUGGAACCAGUUCCCCUCGACAGACAAGAGGAGAUCAAUUUGAAUCCUGUUAAUCGAAAAAGAUCCAACUGUACAAUCUUCCUUAGCUACACCUCCAAUCUCAUAUCAUCAGGCGUCCGAGAGGUUUUCAAAUACCUUGUACAGAACAAUAUGGUGGACUGUAUAGUAACCACAGCUGGAGGAGUGGAGGAAGAUUUUAUCAAGUGUUUAGCUCCAACAUUCAUAGGAGACUUCAGUCUCAAGGGGAAAGAACUGCGUGAGAAAGGUAUCAACAGAAUAGGAAACCUGCUCGUACCUAAUGACAAUUACGGUCUGUUUGAGGACUGGCUCAUGCCCAAAUUGGACAUAAUGCUCAAAGAACAACAGGAAGAGGGAACAUUGUGGUGUCCAUCCAAAUUCAUUGCUCGACUUGGCAAGGAGAUAGACAACCCAGAUUCUGUGUAUUACUGGGCCUACAAAAACAACAUUCCUGUAUUUUGUCCAGCCCUCACAGAUGGAUCUAUUGGAGAUAUGCUGUACUUCCAUUCCUACAGAAAGCCAGGUUUAGUUUUAGACCUCAUUGAAGAUAUCAGGAGAAUGAACAACCAGGCUGUGUAUUCUAUUAACACUGGAAUGAUAAUCCUGGGAGGAGGAAUCGUCAAACACCACACCUGUAAUGCUAACUUAAUGAGGAAUGGAGCAGAUUUUGCUGUGUACUUGAAUACAGCCGGUGAGUUUGAUGGCAGCGACGCUGGUGCUAGUCCAGACGAGGCCGUGUCCUGGGGAAAGAUAAAAAAGGAUGCCACACCUGUUAAGGUCUGUGCUGAAGCUACACUAGUUUUUCCCUUAAUGGUUGCCGAGACGUUUGCUCGCAGGGAAAAGGAAUACCAAUCUCUACAUCAGUCAGACUGAAGCUGAAAUCUUACUCUCCUAUACGGGAGAUUAAUCUGACAUGUAAACCUUGUGAUACUGAUGUUUAGGUUGUUAGGUGACCGAGAAACAUCAACCUGUUAUUUGUUUUAUAUAAAGGCAACACCACUGUUUUUAUUUCGUUAAGAUUGAGAGCAGUAUACGACGUAGUAUUAUCUGCCUUAUUUUUAACCGUUAAACUGUUAAAAGAAUGACAUAAUUGUUAUGUGAAUGUACAUGGACUACCAAAUACAUAUUGAUGUAACCUAACUUUUGAUAUACGUACUAAGUAUGUGAACUACCAGGUAAUACAAUUUAUAUGUAACAGAAGAAUGACG